Messenger RNA from Aspergillus oryzae RIB40, 567 nucleotides. RefSeq lists its product as uncharacterized. NCBI's taxonomy places the organism in Eukaryota, Fungi, Ascomycota, Eurotiomycetes, Eurotiales, Aspergillaceae. The record is from RefSeq and is a predicted model, not a curated record. Bases 1 to 567 code for a protein of 188 amino acids. The transcript is spliced from 4 exons.
AUGAUAUUGUAUAGGUACUAUCCGGCCCCUCCUCCUGACCCAAUUAGGAAAGCAACUCACCAUAUAAAUUCUCUCUCCCUCUCCCCAAGAAUCCCCAUCCCCAAAAGAAAACCACACCCACCCAAGCCAGUCCAAUCCAAUCCAAAAACCCAAUCCAAAAUGCGCAUCAUCUCCAUCGGCCUCCUCCUCCUCGCCAGCGCUUUCACAGCGCAGGCCUGCACAUACUGCCAAUGUGAAUUCGAAGACGGCUCGCACUGCUGCGUCUACUCUGACGCAACACAGGGAAACCUUGACUGUCCCUCUGUGUGCAAGAAUGCCCAUCGAGCGGACGGAAAGACUAGUGAUGAUGGUAUGCCCGGGACUGCUUGCAAUGCCGGUGGAAAGUACAAGUGUGCUUCGGCUUUUACGGCGUUGGAUCGUUUUGAUGGGGUAGCAAUGGACUUUCUCCAUAUAUGUGGAACGAAACACCUAGAGAUUUUGGUGCUGUGCCUUAAUUUAUAUGAAGGGAACAGCAUGUUAAAGUUUCAGAAUCGGCGAUUCAACGAUAUGGUAAUGCCUAUUGAGUAG